This is a messenger RNA of Coffea eugenioides, 2546 nucleotides long. RefSeq names its product LEAF RUST 10 DISEASE-RESISTANCE LOCUS RECEPTOR-LIKE PROTEIN KINASE-like 1.2. The coding region runs from base 196 to 2169 and encodes 657 amino acids. The record is from RefSeq and is a predicted model, not a curated record. Lineage: Eukaryota; Viridiplantae; Streptophyta; Magnoliopsida; Gentianales; Rubiaceae. Gene Ontology annotation, molecular function: polysaccharide binding; protein kinase activity; ATP binding. Gene Ontology annotation, biological process: protein phosphorylation. The transcript has 4 exons.
UUGUCCUUCUUCUGAAGAAUGUCAAACCUCAGUUCGUAAGGUACAACAAACCAAAGGUGAAGCUAACACUUCCUUUUGAAAUUUGAUCAAGGCAGCUACUUUUUGAAUUUUGAUGCCAAUGCUUCCUUGCACUCCUGUGCCUAACUUCAUACAUCCCUUGGCUCUCUUCUGCUAUUUUCUUUCUUUUCCAUACUAAUGGAUCAUAGAACUUCCCACAAAUGUCAUUGUAUUCAAAUUAUAGCCAUUCUCUUCAUUAUUUUGAUCGAUGGAAUUGCAUGCUUUUACACAAAUUCAAGUGCUUGCGAGCCUCAAAACUGUGGGAAUGGAUUGAACAUAGAAUAUCCCUUCUGGAUCCCAGGCAGGCAAGAGUCAUAUUGUGGCUCACCAAUGUUCAAUGUCACCUGCAGGGACAGAAACCCCAUCCUGAAAAUCUCUGAUGAUGAUUAUAUCAUCAGGGACAUAUUUUACACGAAUGAUUCAAUUUUGCUAUCUCAAGCUGAGUUGUAUAAUGUUAGUGACCAGUGUCCAGCCCCACAACAUAAUUUUAGCACCGGAGGAACUCCAUUCAGCUAUGGCCCUGAAACUGUGGAUCUUUUCUUCUUCUACAAUUGCACUGAGCCGUAUCAGGAAGAGAAAUACCCCUUGGAUUGUGCAUGUAAUGCUAGUCAUCAUGCUUUUGCUGUUUUCCAUACUGAACUCCUUGAUCAACGGAACUAUUCGGAACAGUCAUGUCAGCCUCCAGUGAAUGCGCCAGUAACUACUGACAGCCUGAAAAGAUUGUUAGCAAUGAAUUAUACUGAUGUUUUGAAGAAAGGAUUUGUUCUGCAGUGGGAUGGAGAUAGCUGCAGCAAAUGCAGGAGGAGUGGAGGGGAAUGCAGUUCUUAUUACGAUGAUUUUGUGUGUUACUGUGAUGACCAUAUCCAUCCAAAAACCUGUGAUGAUGGUGGAGGGUUAAAUUUGGGACUGAAGAUUGGAAUUGGCUUUGGUGCUGCUGCAGGGAGUGCCCUUAUUCUUUGCGUUAUAUUCUUUGUCUAUCAACGUAGGCACAAAAACCACGAUUCUGGUUCAACGUUGAUAUCUCGAGACAUUUCUUCCUAUUCCUCUUCAGUGAUAGAUCCUGAAAGGGCUAGCGGCUACCUUGGAGUGCACAUCUUUGCUUACACCGAACUAGAAGAAGCCACUAAUUGUUUUGAUCCGAAUAAAGAGCUUGGAGAUGGCGGCUUUGGCACUGUCUACAAAGGCAAACUGAGAGAUGGGCGUGAAGUUGCUGUGAAACGAUUAUAUGAAAGCAACUUCAAAAGAGUUGAGCACUUCAGGAAUGAAGUUGAAAUCUUGACACGCUUGCGCCAUAGGAAUCUGGUUUCUUUAUAUGGAUGCACUUCUCGCCACUGCCGUGAACUCUUGCUUGUGUAUGAAUACAUUCCUAAUGGCACCAUUGCUGAUCACCUUCACGGUCCAUUAGCAAGGCCCGGAUCCCUUCCAUGGAGUACUAGAAUGAACAUUGCCAUAGAAACUGCAAGUGCAUUGUCCUACCUACAUGCCUCUGAUGUUAUCCACCGAGAUGUUAAGACCAACAACAUCCUCCUGGACGACAAUUUCUGUGUUAAAGUAGCAGAUUUUGGUCUAUCUCGCCUCUUCCCAAUUAAUGCUACACAUGUUUCAACUGCUCCACAAGGAACUCCCGGAUAUGUAGACCCUGAGUAUCAUCAAUGCUAUCACCUUACAGAUAAGAGUGAUGUCUUCAGUUUUGGAGUUGUGUUGAUUGAGCUCAUAUCAUCAAUGCCAGCAGUAGACAUCACCAGGCAUCGGCAUGAAAUAAAUUUGUCAAACAUAGCUGUUCACAGGAUCCAAAACCACUUGUUGCAUGAACUUGUGGAUGAUAAUCUUGGAUAUGGUUCAGAUUACAAGCUGACAGCAAUGAUUGAGGAUGUAGCAGAGUUAGCAUUUCAAUGUCUACAAUAUGAGAGGGACAUGAGACCGACUAUGCAGGAGGUUCUACAAGCACUGCUGGAAAUCCAAAACAAGGAUUACAAUGCAGAAAAGAAAGAAGAAAUGGAUAAUCAAGCAGAUGACGUUGUAUUGUUGAAAAUUAAUCAGUUAACUAGCUCGCCAGAUUCAAUCCUUACAAAUUCGGUGAGCAGUUCAACAACCACUAGUACCAGUACCUGAAUAUCUGCCUGGCUUCCCCUAACUAGUCGCAUGUAUGUCAUAUCCCUUUUGUGAUUUUUGAAUUUUGCUUGCUUCGAUCUGCCAGAUAUUUGCACCUUAAAGGAGCUGUACAUAUAAGGAUGUAGCAGCAUUAGUUAAAUUGAUUCCACUCAUUCAUUUUUGUCCUACAAAUUAACAUGUAUCCAAUGCACCCAUUUUCAUCUCUUAUGUUGAUGCUAUCCACUGUGGAACUGCAAACUAUGUCAGUUAGCUAUAUAUAUACCCAAGAGCAAAACAAAAUUCUGUCAAACUGUUUCAUCAAGUGAGAACAACUGUUCCAGAACCGUUACAUCUACCAAAGUUCAAGUUAAAUGAAAAGGAAAGUCAUUAUUAUUGUA